CGUAUAAAUAUAUGAUUACCAACUGAAGUACGAUUUCUUUUCCCCCGGUUCAAAGUGCGAGGCCAGUACGUUAUAACACUUCAGUUGAAACAUAUAUGUUCUUUUAUUUCUUUCUUCUUCUCGCUAACGACCCGUCUAAAAGCUCUGGAGAAUCUCGCGAGUUUGAAGAAAUGGCUAGAAGCAGAGUCGGGGGACAUAUUUUUAGAUUCGCGAAGCAAAACUGGAAAUGAUUACUAUAUAUAUAUAUAUACACGGUAAUGUUCCGAGGGGGUAAGAAGGACUUUUGAAGAAAUGACACGACCCGCGCAAGUGUGAAGAACGGAAAAAAAAUUGGGUGUUGAAAAAUUUAAAUACAAGCUCUCAUUUACAACGCCGCAUGGGAUGGUUCGUUUCGCCUAUGACUUGAUACUUAACAUUGGAGAAAAAAUCUUUUCGUAAAGGUACGAGGAGCCGGCGUAUAUCGAAGCCGAGUCUUUAAAGCUAAGUAAAUGCUCUUUAAGCUUCCUAUAUCCUUUUGGCUUUUACCUCCCCUGGUGAUAUAAAGCUGCAGUAUCCAGUUGCUCAGCUAUUCACACAAUUACGAACGUCUCUGUUUUCGUUAAAAUUUACUUGUGAUUCUACACCAGAUGUCAUUUGUCGCGAUAAUCGUAACCGACGGAAAAUUUGAGAAUUCGUUUACAAGUCAAAUUUAAUAUGUAUUCGAAAAAGAGAAGAAAAAUUCGAAGCAGAAGGAUCAAGUUUCGAUUGAUCGGGAUUUACGUUGAGAGAAAAAAUCGUGAAGAUGUACGAAAUUUGGCUGUAAUUCUGGCUCAUGAAUAGCACAGGAUUAUUCUGGCAUGGAUUACACGAAAGCGCGGUUGACACGAAACAGAAAUUUCUCAGGACAUGAUACCAGCUGGCUGGUUGAAGCCAGAAACACUGGCUUUGUACUGACAAACGGGCAUCGAUCGAUCUUCGAAACGAUGAAAGUGAUAGUAUUUUAUACGCGGGGUACCACAGUAGCAAACCUGGUUAUCGCAUGUUAUCAGUAAAUGGUCAUUUGUGUAUCACGCUAUACCGGAGCUUUUUCCGAGGCUACGCUAAAUUUUCACAUUCUACCCCUGUCUGACGCUACAGCGAAACGUGAUCAAUUUAAUUAAAAAUUGAAAGGAAAGAAAAAUUGUCGAUUCCGUUUUAAUACACGAAAUUUUUUCAUCACGCCAGUAAGAUUGAAUCUAAUUCACCCUCGUAAUAAUAUCUACCCCGGAGUAUGUGUGGAUAAAAGAAUCGAGUCAAAGUGACCUAUACAUCGAUAUGUUGAUAUACUAUACAUUGCGAGUCAACUUAUAUAGGGCAAAUUAUUUUCAUCUCGAUAGUUUGUUCCCAAGUGCCGGGGAGUGGGGCGAUCGAUUUGUCUUCUGCGGGUCAUCGACCGCAUUGUUAGAAUCACGCACUUCCUCUUCAAUGAAAAACGCGAAUGUUUUAGAUUUACUUCGGAGAAUUACUGAAAUAGCAUUUCUCCAAUGUUACAAACGAUUGUAUCUCGUUCGCCGUUGACGUAUAAAUUUUUCGGACCGUUAUUCGAGUAAUUUUCGCGGCCGUUCGGGGGUAAGCGGACGACAAUUUUACAGAGCAGGUAAUUAGCGUUGCUUCGAGAACUGCAAGUUGAACAGAAAACGAUAAUAUAUUCAUGACCCGGUUCACGACGUUACAACGACGAUUACCGCGACCCUUGUAAUAUCAGCAUAUUUCGAUUUUACACCUAUACGUCGUCACACGUGUGACGAUGACGAUUAUUCGCUAUUCAAAUAUUGCCUCAUUCCGUGCACCCUUUUUAGCGAGAUCGUUACCGAAGAUCGUGUCCAGAAUAAAUUAGUACCCCUAGAGAGGUGGAGAGAAAUUCAAGAAUUAGGAAAAUGACACACUUCGCGACACCAUCGGCUACUCGGUCGUCAUACACGUCGGUCGCUUAUGUGUCAAAAAACGGACGACGAUAUUCCCGAUUCUUCUAUUUUAAGGUCUUACCCGGUCUCUACGUGGGUAAUUAUCGGGACAGCAAGGACGCUGCUCAGCUGGAACGAUACGAGAUCACUCAUAUUCUCGCCAUCCACGACGCCGCACGGCGCCUGCAUUCCGACAAGCAUUACCUCUGUAUCUUAGCUGCCGAUACUCCCGAUCAAAAUCUAACGCAAUACUUUCCCCUCUGCAACGACUUUAUUCACGCAGCUAGACUGAGGGGUGGAAACGUUCUGAUUCACUGUUUAGCCGGGAUGUCCCGCAGCGUUACGGUGGCUGUGGCAUACAUAACGAGCACAACGGAACUCUCUUGGAAAGAGGCAUUGAAAGUUGUGCGAGUCGGUCGAGCGGUCGCAAAUCCCAAUGUCGGUUUUCAGCAACAGCUCCAAGAUUUCGAAGCAACGCGUCUCCAGGAGGAAAGACGUAGAUUGAAGGAACGGUUUCCCAGUCUGGCCCUCGCAGCAUCGGACGGGGAGAUUUGCCGGGCAGCUUUGUGCAAUUACGAAAGUCUGGCGUUGGCCAGAGAAGUCUGCGAAGGAAAAUGCGCCAUGGGUCGCACCUGUCCGACCGGCCUCUGCAGGCAACCGUCCAAAAGGACUCUGAGGAGGAAGUCAUCGACCACGAGUACAACCAGUUUAACGACCGGCAGAACACCGCCACAUUCGCCGAGGAUGCUACCGUCCGCACCACCUUCUCCGUCGUUCCCUAGAUCAGCCAGUACGAUCUCCUCGGGCCAGAGACCACGCAGUGGACCGGCAGGUCUUCAUUCUUACACAGGAUCUGCACCCCCGUCCAGAGCUGUGUCUCGGGUGGAUCUUUCCAGCGCUGUUGCCUGCAGCAGCAGCAGCAGCACUACGAACAUUUCAACGAUAGGUAGAAGCGGAGCGGCGUCCACCCCGGCUGGAAAUAAAUGGAAACUCCGCACAGGAUCGGCUCCUGCGACUCCGAGAGCUACACCGCCAGCCUCUCCUCAGCACUGGCCACGCUCUAAUCUCGGAGUUCAAUCGUCUCAGCCGAGAGUCCCACUGUCUCCGCAACUCCAGCCUCGUAAUCAGACCGAAUCAAGAAAUUCGAUAACGUAACGGUAGGACUACGAUAGUCCUGAGUCCGUCGGGUCACGGGUGGGGUGACACAUGUUUCCUGUAUCGAAGAGAGUUGCCAGUUUUUCCCUGAAAAUUAGCAGCAGAAGUUUGAUGGGGGAUGGGUAAAUCAUCGACGAAGUUUAUGUAGCAAACUAAAAAUGUUCCGUCAGCAUUCGAGUUGUUUUUCAGUACCGUCCAUAUAAUUAUGAGUCGUUGAAGAGUAUUUGCAACGUCGGAUCAAUCCGGAGAUCUGUGAAAAAUGAAUGAUGUAUGAAAAUGACAAAAUAAAAUCAGGACAAAACUGUAAAAAUAUUGUUUUAGUAUCCAAGUUAACGUCGUGAUUGUUGUUACGUAUAUUCUACACGUAUGAAUAAUAUUAUACAAAAUAUUAUACAGAUGCAUACAUGUUAUAACGAUUGUUGCGCGCGAAGAUCAGAUUAUAUAUUAAUUGAUACAGAUAUUACAGAAUAUCACGGAAUAUUAUAUUGGAAAAAAAUUUUAUGUAAUUGUUGUCGAACUAUACUUAUCCAAAUGAUGAGUAUAUCGAUAUUAUUAUAUAGUCUAUAAUAUUAUAUCGUUGUUGAAUGGAUCACUCACAAGUCCGCACAUUGGAUACAAUUGAAUGCACGUGAAAAGCACCAUAAAUGUCCAACAAGCACCAAUCUACCGAGCACUCGCUGAAACUAUCGUAUUAAUUUCGCGGUAAAUUGCUGAUUUUCACAAAUAAUACGACCAAAAAUAUUUUCGGUUAAAAGCUACAAAAAAAUUUCAUCAUCAAUUCGUAAUUGAAUGAAAUGAUUGACGUACAAUCGUUUUUUUUUUUUUUUCUAAUUCUCCGUCAAUUUCUUAGAAAGGACUUGCACAGCGAAAAAUUGGAAAAUAUAAAUUCUGUCGAAUAGGGGAAUUCAUACGAAUCACUUUAUCCGCGCAAACAUGGAAAAGUCCUCCGUCAUAUCUUAUAACGAUGUGAUUGUUACUACAAUCUGGCGAGGAAUAAUCAAUUAGUAUUAAUGUCACGCGCCCAAAAUUAGUGCAGCACGUUACAAAUUAUUAUUGAUAUUAAUUAUAGAAUGGUCAGAAAAAUCUGCGAUAGCUUGAAUGCCUUAGCUAUAGUAUGCCACUAUUUUUACGUGUAGUUCUAUAACACAUACAUAAUAAUGAAAGAUAUCAGUAUGAAAUAUUGAGAUGACAUCCCUCGUUUAUCAUAGUGAAAUAAGGUAAUAUAAUUCAAAUAAAAUCGAUGCGAUUUUGCUUGAUCAUAUCGAGUUGUUAAGUUUGAUAUGAUAAGUUAAAAUGGGUUGAGGAUUCUUUAAUGAAUACAAUAAUAUUAACAUAAUAAUACCAGUAAUAAUAAUAACAAUACAAUUAUUAUUAUUACCAAUAUACUUAUACAUUAUAAUAACACUAACGUUAACGGGUGCUAUUUUUAAAAUAUAUCGCUAAGAUUAUUGCCACUAGUUAUUAUAGUAGUGAAAGGGAGUUUACUCCUAGACAAGUUCAAGGAAAUAUUGUGCAAUUUGAUGAGGAAAUAUGGCUAGUCGUUGUUGCAACGAAGAUUCGUACCUUCUUCACCUUAGUGGUUUCGAGUGGAGAGAAACACGAAUUCUAAAAAUUGCAGUAUGAAAGCACGAAAAUCUUUUUCUUUCGCACAUCACGAGCAAACUACGACUAGCUAUAAAGAGAGAUGGAACGGAUGGUUGUGAAAAUUGUACCUACUAUCGUCGGUUGGAACAUGUUAGACAAUUGCCAGGAUAAUUAUUUGGCAUGAAAGUGCUUGAAAAUAUCAUAAAAUUUCCCGGCUACGCUUGCGAUAAGGUUCAACAUAUGAAAUAUGAUAAAUUGCAGCUUGAAUUUACAGAAAGAAAUGAGCGAAGAUGCAAAUCGCUGUAUCAUAAAACUGUUAACAACUGCAGUAGGAGUUGUUUGGUCGUUAGAAUCAGACGUAGAUUAACAUUUCAAGAACUUUGUACCUGAAUCAAUGAAAUCCUGAAAUUUGUAUACAUGUAUUUCAUCAUUUGUGAUUUAAAUUAAUUUUCUGAGAUACAUGCGGCUGGAUAAAUCAAGGAUAGAUGGGUGUGAGGGUAAAAUAAGGAAAAAAAUUCGGGAUUGCUCGGCAGUAUUUGUAUCGUGCAAAAAAACCAAAUAAAUAACUCGAACCGAGAGAUAGGGAUUGUCUCAGUACACAAACUGCGCCGACAGUGCAGAAGUUUCUUUCUAAAAAUUUCUCAUUUAUACAUUUAAAACGUUUCGUGCUAAAAAAAGCUGCGAUAAAAAAUUGUUCAAAAAGCUUAAUAAAAAUUUCUUUCACAAA
Molecule: messenger RNA, 5388 nt
Organism: Athalia rosae (coleseed sawfly)
Lineage: Eukaryota; Metazoa; Arthropoda; Insecta; Hymenoptera; Athaliidae
Product: dual specificity protein phosphatase 15
Exons: 6
Coding region: 1896-3077 (393 amino acids)
Biological process (GO): protein dephosphorylation
Cellular component (GO): cytosol
Molecular function (GO): protein tyrosine/serine/threonine phosphatase activity
Source: RefSeq, a predicted model, not a curated record